Molecule: messenger RNA, 696 nt
Organism: Aspergillus clavatus NRRL 1
Lineage: Eukaryota; Fungi; Ascomycota; Eurotiomycetes; Eurotiales; Aspergillaceae
Product: emp24/gp25L/p24 family protein
Exons: 3
Coding region: 1-696 (231 amino acids)
Biological process (GO): Golgi organization; intracellular protein transport; endoplasmic reticulum to Golgi vesicle-mediated transport
Cellular component (GO): Golgi apparatus; endoplasmic reticulum; COPII-coated ER to Golgi transport vesicle
Source: RefSeq, a predicted model, not a curated record
AUGGCUCCGACCAGAUCAUCGGUCUCAUGGCUAUCGUCCGCCCUGGCCAUCUGCGCCAUCUUCUGCCUUGCCGUGCCCGCGAACGCCCUCUACUUCUAUAUGGAUGGCCGUCAAACAAAAUGCUUUUAUGAGGAUCUUCCCAAGGACACGCUGGUCGUCGGAAACUUCAAGACCGAAGUCGUCAACCAGCAGUCCAACACCUACUCCGUCGAUCCCAACCUCAAGAUGCUCAUCACCGUCGACGAGACCUUCGACAGCGACCACCGCGUCGUCUCCAAGCGCGACGGCCACGCUGGCCGCUUCACCUUCUCCGCCGCCGACGCCGGCCAGCACCGCAUCUGCAUCACCCCCGACACCAACGCUGCCACCGGCGGCUGGCUGUCCGGUGCCCCCGCCGGCGCCGUCAGAGUGAACCUGGACCUGGCCAUUGGCGAGACCAGCAAGAUCGAGAACGAGGAUAAGGACAAGAUGAAGGAUAUCGUGCAGAAGGUCAAGGAUCUCAACAGCCGGUUACAGGACAUCCGUCGCGAGCAGGUAUUCCAGCGGGAACGCGAAGCCGAGUUCCGCGACCAGUCCGAAGCCACCAACUCCCGAGUCGUUCGCUGGACCCUGAUCCAGCUCGCCGUGCUCUCCGCCACCUGUGCCUGGCAACUCUCGCAUCUGCGGUCGUUCUUCAUCAAGCAGAAGCUGACGUAG